Messenger RNA from Musa acuminata subsp. malaccensis (wild Malaysian banana), 1721 nucleotides. Its product is annotated as ADP-ribosylation factor GTPase-activating protein AGD5-like. Gene Ontology annotation, molecular function: GTPase activator activity. NCBI's taxonomy places the organism in Eukaryota, Viridiplantae, Streptophyta, Magnoliopsida, Zingiberales, Musaceae. The record is from RefSeq and is a predicted model, not a curated record.
UCUUCUUGCUUAGUGAUCCCGCCAUCUCUCUCUUUCUCUCUCCCCCUUCUUCCUCGUUUGGAACCUUGGAGAGUUCCGGGAGGCAAACGGGGGAGCGACAGGAUGAACGGGAAGGCCUCCGUCUCCAAGGAACUCGAUGAAAAACACGGAAAGAUAUUGGAGGGGCUUCUCAAAUUGCCAGAGAACAAGGAAUGUGCUGAUUGCAAGUCCAAAGGUCCACGGUGGGCAAGCGUGAAUCUGGGAAUUUUUAUUUGCAUGCAAUGUUCUGGAAUCCAUAGAAGCUUGGGGGUACAUAUAUCAAAGGUAAGGUCUGCAACAUUAGACACAUGGCUUCCAGAGCAGGUUGCUUUCAUCCAAACGAUGGGAAAUGAAAAGGCAAAUAGCUACUGGGAAGCAGAACUGCCCACAAAUUAUGGCAGAGUUGGGAUUGAGAGUUUUAUCCAUGCGAAAUAUAAAGAAAAAAGAUGGGUGCCUCAGAAUAAAGGGUUCAAACUAUCUUUAAUGGCCAAAGAAGAAAUGGCUUCCAAGAAUAAGCAAAAAUCCAGUGAUACAGAUGGAGAGGAGAAUAAUAUUAUUGUGAAGUCCUUGGACAAACAGGAUAAUACACUGCAAAGAACAAGGAAAGAUAAUAAUGUGCUUCCCAAAAUACCCUCCCUGGUAUCAUCUGAAUCAGUCGUAGCAACAGGGAGAACCCUGGUAGGUUCUCCAAACUCUCCAGAGCUACCGCCUGCAAUAGUUAAUGCCACAACAACCAUGCCUUCAAAAGUUGAUCACACCGUUGAUCUGUUGAACAUGCUUUCUGUGGACAGUCCAAGUGAAAAUGGGUCAGACUCAUCUUUUGUUGAUGAUAAUGCAUGGGUAAAAUUUGAGUCUGCAGAAUUAACCACCGCUUCAGAGAUGAAUGACACUGCAAAAUUUGUCAAAAGUAAGAAUGAAACUACAGUGGGGGUCAAGGACUUAUUUAAUGGUUCAACAUCUUUGUUGCAGCCUUCAACUCAAAAAAAACUCCAGAGAUAUUCCAGUAUGAUAUCUCCAGUUGCACUUCAUCAACAACAGCAACCAUUCCUUCCCCAGAAAAAAGGUUUUCCCAUGGCUGCUGAUAAAUCUGGGGAUGCACAUCGAGCAUUUUCUGCCAGAGGAAUUCACCAACGAAGUGUUAGUGACUCAAGCACAAUAACAGGAAACAUCUCGGUACAAAGUUGGGCAAACUUCAGUUAUCAGGUUCCAGGAAAUGUGCCACUAGCUAGACAGCUGUAUUCCAAUAAUUCAAGUCAGCAGAUGAGAAACAUGAAUUGCCCCCAUCCUUCUGGGAGCUAUGGUCCCGUUACUGCAUCUAGACGGCGAGCACCAGGGACCUCUGCCUCUGUAAAUGGAGAAACUACUGUAAACAAGCCUCAUGCGUCUUUGCCCACAUCUACUUAUAACAACCGUUCACUUAGUGAUUAUGAUUUCUCAUCAUUGACCCAAGGCAUGUUCUCCAAACAUUGAACAACAGAGUGCUGAUCUCAGUUUCUUUUGGUUGUCUUCUUCCCAUCAUUUUCUUUAUUAUUUGAACAAAAAAAAAAAUCAAAUUAUACACAGCUGAGUUCUUGAAUUAAUUUCAUUUUUAAACCAGUUUGGUAGUCUUUUGAUGGUUUCAUUUUCAUGUGUAAAGAUGUUAAGUGGCAAAAAAGGUCACAACUUGCUGAGGUUCAAUGAUGUAUUACGAAUUUGCAGUCAUA